Epithele typhae is the source of this 618-nucleotide messenger RNA. RefSeq lists its product as uncharacterized. Lineage: Eukaryota; Fungi; Basidiomycota; Agaricomycetes; Polyporales; Epitheliaceae. The record is from RefSeq and is a predicted model, not a curated record. Bases 1 to 618 code for a protein of 205 amino acids. The transcript has 3 exons.
AUGAUCGCUCGCACCCUCGUCGCCCUCGCCUUCAUGACCGCCGCCCUCGCCGCCCCCACCGUUCUCUCCACCCGCGCAGAUGCGCCCACCGACGCAGACCUCCUCGGGUCCUGCCCUGGCGGUCCCGGCUCCCCCAACGUCGAGAACGCCGACACCUGCAAGCUGGUGAACAUCGUCAACAACGCGAACACGCGCGUGUUCAAGGCGCUCGGCAACCCCCAGCUCAACUGUGGCGGCGGCUCCGACGCUGUCACCGUCACCCUCGGCGGCUCGACCGAGGUCUCGCAGACCGUCACCGCCUCCGUCGACGUCGGGAUCGACAUCGAGGGCAUCUCCGUCGGCGGCGGCGUCUCCACCGAGAGCGGCACGACCCAAACCCAGUCGAAGGACGUCUCGUACUCGAUCCCGCCGGGCCGCCAGGCCGUCUACGUCACCGGGAUCGACCAGACGUCGCAGACGGGCAACGUCCAGGUCAACUUCGCCGACCGCCAGUUCGACCACUUCGAGUGGACCACGGGCUCGACGAUCACGCAGCUGACGCCGACGAACAACGUCGUGUUCGACGUGUACGAGAGCGCGUGCGGGACGGACCCGAACGACUUCUCCAGCCUCCACUGA